CCAGUCUCCAACUGUCUGUACGGGUGCACGUGCAUUUCUCUGCCCGACCAGAUCGACAAUAAAUAUCCUGGUUGCUGGCAGCGCCCCCAUGCUGUCAUGGAAGGCUGCUGUUGGUGUUGGAUCCAACCAUGAACAUCGAGAGCCUUGGUUCUCCCAAAAUAUAUGUACCCUUCAGUCCCGGCCUGGACCAAAUCAACGGAAAUUCUUGUUGCCUGGCUUUGAAGUCGACCAAACCCUUCGCACUACUUAUCCUUCCAACCGAAAGCUACGAUGGAUUCCCAGCAAGUCAAACCCGCGGUAGUCUGUGUCUUCUGCGGCUCACAGGCCGGUAAAUCCCCAAGUCAUCUAGAAGCAGCCCGCAAACUUGCGCAAGAAUUCCACAAGCACAAUGUGCAGCUUGUCUACGGCGGCGGCACUGUUGGUAUCAUGGGAGAGCUCGCGAAAACCCUGGUAUCAUUAUCAGGCCCCAAAUCAGUCCAGGGCAUCAUCCCUCAAGCCUUGGUGGAGGUAGAAGAAGGCUACAAGGAUUCGGGUAGCAAGGAGGGGAAGUCUGCCGAGCGGAUCGUGGACCAGUCCGUCCAGGAGUCCAACUUCGGCAUGGUUACGGUCGUUCCCGACAUGCACACGCGCAAGAGAUUAAUGGCCCAGAAAGUCCUAGAGGGCGGUCCGGGGUCCGGUUUCGUCGCCCUGGCUGGAGGAUUCGGCACCAUGGAAGAACUCAUGGAGAUGACGACGUGGAACCAGCUUGGUAUUCACAAGGCGGGGAUCGUGUUACUGAAUAUCAACGGCUACUGGAAUGGACUGCUGCAAUGGAUCCAGACCUCCGUCCAAGAGGGCUUGGUGAGCGCUGAGAAUGCCCGGAUCGUGGCCGAGGCUACCAAAGUGGAGGAUGUUCUGAAGAUGUUGAAGGACUAUCAGAUCAGCAGUGACCGGAUGGCGUUGAACUGGGGCCAAGAAUAAUGGCCUGUCAUGAACAGUUGGUAUGCCAAUAUAUAGUCAUUAUGAUACAUGAAAGUUUUACGAUCACUUGUACUUCGUCUGUUUACGCCUGCAGCAUACUGUCAG
Aspergillus ibericus CBS 121593 is the source of this 1065-nucleotide messenger RNA. RefSeq names its product LOG family protein. The transcript has 3 exons. The record is from RefSeq and is a predicted model, not a curated record. Gene Ontology annotation, cellular component: cytosol. Gene Ontology annotation, molecular function: hydrolase activity, hydrolyzing N-glycosyl compounds. The coding region runs from base 271 to 960 and encodes 229 amino acids. NCBI's taxonomy places the organism in Eukaryota, Fungi, Ascomycota, Eurotiomycetes, Eurotiales, Aspergillaceae. Gene Ontology annotation, biological process: cytokinin biosynthetic process.